Cornus florida is the source of this 2403-nucleotide messenger RNA. RefSeq names its product protein SIEVE ELEMENT OCCLUSION B-like. The record is from RefSeq and is a predicted model, not a curated record. The transcript is spliced from 7 exons. The coding region runs from base 660 to 2174 and encodes 504 amino acids. Lineage: Eukaryota; Viridiplantae; Streptophyta; Magnoliopsida; Cornales; Cornaceae. Gene Ontology annotation, biological process: phloem development.
AGCCAAGCCCUCUUAAGUACCCUUUCUCAUCUGUUCUGAAAGCUAGCUACAGUACGUUCUGCUACUUUCCAACAUCGCCAAACAUGGCCAGCAAGUUGGCUCCUGCAGGUUCUGUCCCCCAACUGAUCAAAAGUGACCGCGGAAACAUGUCCUUGUCUUCUGACGACACGAUGAACCAAAUUCUGGCAACUCAUACUACUGGUCAAUGCCGCGAGGUUGAUGUUAAACCUCUCCUCGACGUCGUGGAGGACAUCCUCCGCCGCUCCACCCUCUAUGAUGGUACUCAAAAGGAAAACAUGGAAGACAAAACCCAUCAAGCCGGUGUCGUUCCCAUGCUUGACUCACUGUCAUGUAGUACUAUUGAAAAGAUCUCCUGCGAGAUGGAAUGCAAAUGUUUGAGCGGAGCGGAAGGACACGCAACAAUACUCCGUCUGUUUAAUGCGCUAUCGGGCUAUUCAUGGGAGGCUAAGCUGGUGCUAACCUUGGCAGCUUUUACUUCGAAAUAUGGGGAAUUCUGCCUCCUUUGCCAGAUUUACUCAUCAAACCAACUUGCAAAAUCAUUGGCAAUCCUUAGGCAAUUACCUAUCCUCAGGGAGCACUGAGGCUCAUUAAAAUUGCGGUUUGAUGAAAUUAACAAUCUCAUCAGGACCAUUUUGGAUAUGACAAGAUGUAUUGUGGAGUUCAAGGAUCUACCAUAUCCAUAUAUCUACAUCACAAAGGAUUUACCGGCAUUGUCCACCGCCACAGCCACUAUCCCAACUGCUGUCUAUUGGGCCAUUAAAGGCGUCGCUGUUUGUGCAGAUCAGAUUAUCAAUCUCAGUACCAAUGGCCACAACUUACAAGAGUCAUCGGAACUAUCUACCUUGACUGACAUGAUCAGCAAAAUACUCGACCAUCUUAAGAAGCAACUGACAACUUGCUACCAAUACAUAGAGGAUAAGAAGAAGGUUGACGCACUGCAGCAUUUAUUUGAAUUAAUGAUCCACACUGACAAGAUGGAAGUUCUCAAAGCCAUAAUUUGCCCCAAGGAUGAUCAGCUACCACUCCUUGAUGGUGAAAAGAAAAGGGCGAACCUUGAAAUUCUGAGGAAGAAGAAUGUGUCAUUGUUGAUAUCGGGUCUAGAAAUCUCCCAGGAAGAGAUUACGGAACUAGAGCAGAUUUACAAGGACUCGAAGAAGAAUGCAUAUGAGGUAGUGUGGAUUCCAAUUUUGGAACAUUGGGCUGACUCCAUGCAGGAACAGUUUGAGAGCCAGCAGACCAAAAUGCCCUGGUUGUCAGUGCACCCUUCAUUCAUCGAGAAGCCGGUCAUCUGGUUCAUCAAGGAGAAAUGGCACUUCAGGAACAAGCCUAUACUUGUGGUGGUCGACGCACAAGGAAAGGUGGUGAACCCUAAUGCAAUCCACAUGAUGCGGAUAUGGGGAAGUAAUGCCUUCCCUUUCACUAGCUCGAAAGAGGAAGCUCUUUGGAAGGAAGGGGUUUGGAGACUUGAAUUGCUCCUCCAUGGCAUUGACCAAACAAUUCUGAAUUGGGUAAAAGACGGCAAAUACAUAUUCUUGUAUGGAGGGGAUGACAUUAAAUGGAUUCGAGAAUUUACAAAAAAGGCACGCAAUUUGGCAGAGAAUGCUGACAUCCCAUUACAAAUGGUAUAUUUGGGAAAGAGCGCCAAAAGGGAGAAAGUCCCGGGCGUAAUCAAAACCAUCAGGGACGAGAAACUCAGCUACUGCUGGCAAGAGAUGAUGGUCACGAUAUCAUUUUUCUGGACCCGUCUACAGAGCAUGUUGUUCUCCAAGAUUCGACUAGGCAGCGUCGAUGACAGUGAACCCAUGAUGGAGGAGAUCAAGAAAAUCCUGAGCUACGACAAGAGCGGUGGUUGGGCCGUGCUGACCAAAGGAUCAUCCGUGGUGCUCAACGGGCACAGCAGCACAGUGUUGCUUGCAUUGUCGGAUUAUGAUUUAUGGAAGAAGCAAAUACCUGAGAAAGGAUUCGAUAGGUCGAUUAAGGAGUACUAUGACAAGCAUCAUGGUCCGGCUCAUCCGUGCUGUCGCUUCGACUUUUCGAGCACUCUCGGGUGGAUUCCGGAGAAUAUGACAUGCCCAGAGUGCCGCCGCAAUAUGGAGAAGCACUUUGCUUUUGUCUGCUGCCAUGACGAAAGUGCUGCAAGCGCACAAUAUUGAGUCAUUUACGUGUAUUUUCAUGAAGUACUUCAAACUGGACGCUAUAGUGCAUGAACUACAAUAAUCAUAUAUAUAUGUGAACUAUGUAUGUCGUGUGAGCUUAGUUUUAUCUGUUUAGUAGGAUUUCAAUGAGUGAUGCUAAAGCUCUGAUGCUUUUAAAUAAGGCUAUCGGUGUGAUAUUGUAUUCGCACAAUAUAUAAUGAUAAGCUAAAUGGUGUUUUAUGAUUAA